Molecule: messenger RNA, 1686 nt
Organism: Carya illinoinensis
Lineage: Eukaryota; Viridiplantae; Streptophyta; Magnoliopsida; Fagales; Juglandaceae
Product: protein FAR1-RELATED SEQUENCE 5-like
Exons: 5
Coding region: 1-1686 (561 amino acids)
Biological process (GO): regulation of DNA-templated transcription
Source: RefSeq, a predicted model, not a curated record
AUGGGGGAAGAGGAAGAUAGAAUGGCACCCAGGCCUUCAACGUCGACUUCACAGCCAUUUUACACGCAUCAAAAUGAAUUUGGAAGUCCAAACUUAGACCAUCACCCUCACCAUAUGCCCUACCCUCUGGCGAGUAAUCUGGAGGAUUUUAUUAGAGUUGAAGAUUCAUUCCGGAUGCCCACUUAUACUCAGUACCAAUCCUCGAGUAAUCCGGAUGACUUGAGGCAAGAAAUGCCCACCACGUCAAUUAUACCAAAUAGUGAUGAAUUUGAAGAAAAUGUUGGAAGUUGUCAUGAUGCUGAUGAAAUGUUCUUUGACAUAAAUGAAGAUUUGGAGGGUACCACUGUUGUCCCGGAUGAUGAGGUACAAGUUGAACCACCAAGAUCCGGGUUGGAGUUUGACAGUGAGAAAGAGCUUGUGGCGUACUAUAAGCAGUAUGUCAAGCAAGAGGGUUUCGAUGUAAAGACACAAAGGACUAAAAGAGAUGAUGAUGGGAAGCCUGUGUAUCUGACCAUUGGUUGUGCCCGUGGUGGAAAGUACCAUCCAAAGCCAAACAGUAAUAUCUCGAAGCCACGGGCAACCACUAAAACGGGUUGUAAGGCGAAGGUAAAUGCAGCAUUGAACAAAAAUGGGAAAUGGGUUUUCACCACUACUGAGAAUUCUCACAACGAUAUUACUGUGAGCCCCAAGAAAAGUAAACUAUUGCGAUCUCACAAGCACCUAGAUCAGUACAGUCAAAGGAUCUUGGAGCUGAAUGAUAGAGCCAGUAUACGAAUGAAUAAGAACUUUUAUUUUCUUGUUGUUGACUCAGGGGGUUAUGAGAAUCUAGCUUUUCAAGAGAAAGAUUGUAGGAAUUACAUUGACAAAGCUAGAUAUUUAAGGUUGGGCAAAGGAGGUAGUGAUGCACUUAAUGAGUAUUUCAAGAGAAUGAGAGAUCAGAAUGAUGGCUUCGUUUCUAAUAUGGACGUGGAUGAUGAGGGAAGGCUACGGAAUGUGUUUUGGGCUGAUGCACAUAGUCGAGCCGCCUAUGAGUAUUUUGGAGACGUUGUAUCAUUCAAUACAACAUACCUAACAAAUAGGUAUGGUAUGCCUUUUGCUCCAUUCGUUGGUGUUAACCAUCAUGGGGGUAGGGCGCUGAGGUCUAUCAUAACCGACCAAGAUAGAGCAAUGAAGAAUGCGAUUGCUGCUGUAUUCCCUGAAACUCGCCAUAGAUAUUGUUUAUGGCAUAUCAUGCGCAAACUUCCUGAGAAGUUAGGCUCGCACGCCAAAUUCAACCUUGGGUUGAAGACUGAUAUCCAUUCGGCAUUAUUUGAUUCACAGACCACCACAGAAUUUGAGGUGUGCUGGGGUCAACUACUUGAAAAGUAUGAUCUACUCGGCAACAGUUGGCUUCAGUCCUUAUAUGAGGAAAGGUCCUUUUGGGUUCUUGUUUUCCUGAAGAGUGUAUUUUGGGCUGGGAUGAGCACAACGCAAAGGUCUGAAAGUAUGAAUGCAUUCUUUGAUGGGUAUGUCCAUGCUGGGACGACAUUGAAGGAAUUUGUCGACCAAUUCGAUAAUGCUCUUAGAAAGAAAGUGGAGGUCGCUGAUUUCAAUUCUAGCAACCAAACUAUCCCCUGCGUCUCCCCUUUCAACAUUGAGAAGCAGUUUCAAAAAUUCUAUACGGAUGCAAAGUUUAAGGAGGUCUAA